Messenger RNA from Nothobranchius furzeri (turquoise killifish), 2288 nucleotides. It is a transcript of the gene jazf1a, whose product is annotated as JAZF zinc finger 1a. NCBI's taxonomy places the organism in Eukaryota, Metazoa, Chordata, Actinopteri, Cyprinodontiformes, Nothobranchiidae. The record is from RefSeq and is a predicted model, not a curated record. Gene Ontology annotation, cellular component: nucleus.
UCCUCCCCCCACCCACCCACCCCCAUCACCACCACCAGCCUCCCAGCUGCGUCCGCCGCUGUCCCGUCCUGUCUGGCCGCCCUCCCGCCCGGUGUCUGCUCCACGCUCUACCCCGCUCCCGUCCCGGACCCGAAGCCUUUGCCUCCUCGUUCACCAACCCCGGCUCCCGGUCCACCCUUCUUCUCCACCCCUCCCGGUGAAUGCACCACCAGCGCCGUGAAACAUGACUGGCAUCGCCGCCGCUUCUUUCUUCUCCAACUCCUGCAGGUUCGGGGGCUGCGGUCUCCAGUUCGAGUCUCUGGCCGAGCUCAUCGUCCACAUCGAGGACAAUCACAUCGACACAGAUCCACGGGUUCUGGAGAAGCAGGAGCAACAGCAGCCCACUUACCUGGCCCUCAGCUACAUCAACAGGUUCAUGACGGACGCAGCGCGCCGCGAGCAGGAAACCGUGAAGAAGAAGGCCACACCCAAGCUGUCCCUGUCCAUCACCGGUGGACUGUCCAGGAAUACCACGGCCACGCCCCCCCGCCACACCAGCGGUAACCUGACGCCUCCCGUCACGCCUCCCAUCACCCCUUCCUCCUCAUUCCGCAGCAGCACGCCUACAGGCAGCGAGUAUGAUGAGGAGGAGGUAGACUACGAGGAGUCGGACAGCGAUGAGUCGUGGACCACAGAAAGCGCCAUCAGCUCCGAGUCCAUCCUGAGCUCCAUGUGCAUGAACGGGGGAGAGGAGAAGCCCUUCGCCUGCCCCGUCCCCGGGUGCAAGAAGAGAUACAAGAACGUGAACGGUAUCAAAUACCAUGCCAAGAACGGCCACCGCACGCAGAUCCGUGUGAGGAAACCCUUCAAGUGUCGAUGUGGCAAAAGCUACAAGACCUCACAGGGCCUGAGACACCACACCAUCAACUUCCACCCCCCCAUCUCCACCGAGAUCCUCCGCAAGAUCCAAGGCUAGAGCCGGAGGUGCCCCUGACACGGCCCGGUCCCCACCCGCCCCUCACACUAACGCAUCAAGUGCAUGCUUUAAGUUCUUUUGUUUGUGUUUUAUUUGUCCUGCAUUAUUUUUAUUACUAUUAUUUUCUAUCCAUAUCACUUGUAUUUCUGAGAAAAAAAAAGUAUCUUUGUAGUAUUUUAUUGACGUACCUUUGCACAUUUGUUUAUGCUAUCAUUUAUUUUCCUCUAUGGUUUAACUGACAUAAGGUGCUAACGGUAAAAAACAGACAGAAAAGACAAAAAAACAAAGAGAAAUGUAAGAAGUGAAACAGGAAGUGAUUUUUCUUUGACCUGCUGGUCUGGGAGCAGGGUGGAGCCCACGGAGGCUCCCGGUCCGCUCCAGGCAGCGAGCUGAGGUCUGUGCCUUCACCCAGAAUUAAGUUAAUAAAUAUAUUAGUAUAUAAAACAAUAGAUAUGUAUGUGUACAUAAAAUAUAAAGUAUUCAUGAGCUUAUUCAUAAAUAGUUGCUUUAUUUUAUACAUAUAAAUAUAUAUUCAGUGUCUAGGUGUAGUAUUUUGUUUUUGUCCAGUCUGACGGGCAAACAGCUGGUUUGUUGUUUUCUCACACUUCACAUUAGGAGGUGAUGUCAUUUACUGUUGGACACACACGCGCGUGUGUGUGUGUGUGUGCGUGUUAUCGUACUGUUGAUCAACAAAGCCGUGCCAGAUUUCACCAAACUAAGCUUCAUGAUGUAUUCCAGUUGCCAAGAUCUUUGUUUUUAUUCCAUGAUGGUUGCCAACAGCUCUCCACUGCCAAACACUGAUCAUGUGCCUGAUGGGGGCUGGGGCUUUCCUAGAGACGGGGUUGUUCUCCCCACGCCUCUGGAUGUAGGCCAGCAGAAUGUCUUCAUGCAUGUUUUCUGAACAGGAGGUUGUUUUUGUAUUGAAGAGAUCUACGACUUGUCUUCUCUCUCUGUGUGUGUGUGUGUGUGUGUGUGUGUGUGUGUGUGUGUGUGUGUGCGCGCGCAUGUGUGUGUGUGUGUGUGUGUACAGCAGCUUUCCACUUUGUUGUGUGUUUUCAGCAGUAUCUUCAUCAGCCUAGAGUAUUGGUGUGUGUUCAGGGUUUCUGAUGUUAUGAUGUGUUGGCCAUCAUAGGAGCUGCAGCUGCAGCUAAUCCCUCUAAUCUAGACUUUAUAAUCCACUCAAGGCUCCCAGCCAUUGCUCCUUUUGUCUGACGGUGAAUAUGCUGACAGGCGCACACCCUCCGCUGCUUCUGUGUCUGGCUGGUGCUGCAAACGGAGCUAAAGCAUCAGAGGAGGAGAGGAGCGGAGGCUGUGCGCUCCGGGGGGGGGGGGG